GGGAGCAGUGUUGUGUGAACGAUGCUGAAACCUCGUGUUUUCUCGCGAUACGUGAUUGACGACUGCUGCAGAAUUCAAACUAGCCGUUUGAAAGUUCCCGAGCAAGAAAGCAGUUGGAGUAUUUCAUUCUUCAGAUAUAAGGUUGCUAUCGCCUAAAGAUGUCAGAUCUAGAGGAUGAGAUUAAAGGGUUGCGGCGGAAGGUGCAGGAAGGAGAAGAGGCUCUUCAGAGGGCUGGGCAGUAUGGACUUCAACUCUUGGAUGACAAAAUGGAUCUGCACAACAAAUUGGAGGAACAACGAAUUGAGAUGUUCAGUGUCAUUGAGGCCCUGGAACAAGAGAAAUACUCUUUACAAAGGGAAGUUGAGUUAAAGGCCCGGAUGCUGGAGAGUCUUCGAUCAGAAUUUGAUCUUGUCAAAACCCAACAGAAACAUCAAAUGGAGCAGCAACAAACUCUGCUGGAGAGGAACCAUGCUCUUGAGCUCAGUGAUUUAAAGAAUAAGUUGGAAAAAAUGAAGACCGAUUUAGAGGAGGCUCAACUUGCUGGGAAGCAGAUGAGACACAAGCUGGACCAGCAGUCUGAAGCACUAAACAGCAAAACCGAAGAACUUCGUGUCCUUACAGAACGUGCACAUGAAACAAUGUCCUCAGAGAUCCUUGAGCUACAAAUGCAGAAAAUUGAUAUGGAAUCAGCAAUGGAGACUUUAGAGCAGGAGCUUCAAGAGGCACGAUACAAAGAAGAGCAAUUACAUUUGGCCAACACCACCCUCCAGAGACAACAAGAGAGACUCACAGAAGAGAAGGAAGAGAGAGAGAAAGAGGCAGUGUCCUGCUACAAUGCUUUGGAGAAAGCUCGUGAAGCCAACCAAGACCUUCAAAUCCAGCUGGAACAGGUGUUGCAGCAGGCACAAGAUCCAAACAGCAAAGGCAAUUCCUUGUUUUCAGAGGUAGAGGACAAGAGAGCAGAGAUGGAGCGGCAGCUGAACAGCAUGAAACGACAGCAUGAGUCUCUACAAAAGCAGCAUGCUCUCACCAAGCAACUUAUGCAACGCAUGAAGAUGCAGAUAGCCACCCUUAUGCAGCUCCAGGGCAACAGGGCCGACCCAGCACAGAUUGAACGAUUGCAAUUCAUGUUAUCUGAAAAGAACAAUGAGAUAGAAAGCCUGAUGAUGAAAGUAAGAGAACUGGAGAAAGAGAAGAUGACCGUAAAAGACCAGCAUCCACCUGCCCCCUCUAAAGAGGGCGAACUUAUGGAUGAGACUUAUUACACAGACCUAUUAAAAAUGCAACUUUCAAAUUCAAAGAAGGAUGCAGAGAAACUGAAGGCCGAGUUGUCCAUGGCAAGAAUGAAGGCUCUCUCUGAAAGUCAGAGAGUGUUGGAGUUGGAGAGGAAACUCUAUGGCACAGAGCAAGCACUAAAACAAAGGCACAGUGACAAUAUGAGGCUCCAAGUCAAGCUUGAAGAACUAAAGAUGAAAUAUACACCUAAUGAGGUGAACAAAGCACAAGUACAGAAACGCCGGCGCGAGAAGUUUCCUGUACCUGUUCCAGAGGAGAAGUCAGCAUCUAGCAAAGAGGAAACUGCAACCAUGGAUGCUGAGCCAAGCAAGGGCUCAAGUGAAAAUACAGAGGAAAAAACCCUCAGUCAUCCUGUUGAGAAGCUGGUUGUGAUCCCGUUGCAGUCUGCACAACCCACAGUACCCAACCCCUGUGAACUGCCCCGUGAAAGCAAGUCUGUUCGAAUCUGCGGGGAUCCCCCAGUCUGCAUUCCUGAUGCGCCCAGGUCAGUGCCAACCUCUGCAUGCCAACCCUUCUCCUUUCUGCUGCGCUGUGUCAACUUUACAGUCUUUGUCAUCUUCCUCUUCCUGGGUUUUAUGAGAACACUCACUCCUCGACCGUCACUUCCCGCUCUGCCGCUGCCUCUCAGGAACCCUGUAGCUCGAAGGAACUUAUUUUGACAUUUAAUCUCAUUUGAUCUUGGUUUAAUGACUACACUGUAAGAUGUGAAGAUAAACUGUUAAAGGACUGUCGAAUCAUUGUGAAAUGUAGCCUGAUAUUUGAGUAAUAUAAAUACAUAGUUGUUAACCUUUUGCACUUCAGCUGUCAGGCCUUUUUGACAGUGACACUAUUUUAAAUUUUAAAGAAACACUCCUGUGGCUGUAGCAAUAAUGGUAGUUUCCAUUAACUUAAUGCUGUUUUAUGACAUUUACAUUUUAACACUUGAGGUCUGUAUUUUGAACCACCACAAACUGAAUGAUUUGC
Onychostoma macrolepis is the source of this 2259-nucleotide messenger RNA. It is a transcript of the gene spdl1, whose product is annotated as spindle apparatus coiled-coil protein 1. Bases 159 to 1955 code for a protein of 598 amino acids. Gene Ontology annotation, cellular component: spindle pole; outer kinetochore. Gene Ontology annotation, molecular function: kinetochore binding. The record is from RefSeq and is a predicted model, not a curated record. NCBI's taxonomy places the organism in Eukaryota, Metazoa, Chordata, Actinopteri, Cypriniformes, Cyprinidae. The transcript has 11 exons. Gene Ontology annotation, biological process: protein localization to kinetochore; establishment of mitotic spindle orientation; mitotic spindle assembly checkpoint signaling.